Molecule: messenger RNA, 1008 nt
Organism: Acyrthosiphon pisum (pea aphid)
Lineage: Eukaryota; Metazoa; Arthropoda; Insecta; Hemiptera; Aphididae
Exons: 5
Coding region: 1-1008 (335 amino acids)
Source: RefSeq, a predicted model, not a curated record
AUGGAAAAAGUAAUUCGUGAGAUUGGAGGUUCCAGAGGCAUAGGAUUAAAGUUUAAAGAUGAUGAUGGAUACACUUACUGGAAAAAUCGACAGUGUCGAAUGCAUUUUACAGUUCGUUGUGCAUCCUGGAGAGCUGGUUGUCGUGCAAAAGGCAGAAUAUUCAAUAAUGACAUUACUAAAGUUAUUCUGAUUACAAGCCAUGAGACGCAUCCAAUAAACCAAUUGGCGUUAAAUAAUUUUAAAAAUAUUUGUAGACAACGGGCACAGGCUGAACAAAUACCUCUUCGGGUCAUUUACAACGAAACAUGCGCCUUAGCAGAAUUCGUGAAUGUGCACGUUGGUGGGUUUGUUUCACAUCGACGAACAAUGCGGAGGCAUAGACGUCAGACCCAGCCAGUAAGUCCACGAUCAAUGGCGGAGUUUCAUAGUCAACUCACUGGAGACUAUACGCAUUUAACUAAAAUAAAUGAUUCAACUUUGUAUUCAGGCCUAAUCGGUAACACUCCACAAGAAGGAGUAAUUUUACUUUUUAUACUACCUGAAGUCAUAAACAUACUGAGAACUGGUUCAACCUUUUUGUUUGAUGGAACAUUCUCAAGUGAACCAUCAUUUGGUAAUGAGUGCAAACAGUUAUAUGUAAUAAUGGGCAUAUCAUUUAACACUGGGUUUCCAAUUGGGUUUGCACUCAUGUCUAGAAAAACAGAGAGUGCAUACUCAGCACUGUUUAACCAAAUCCUAACUUUAGUACCGGAAUGGCAACCACAGACAAUAAUAAUGGAUUUUGAAAGGGCAGCAAUAUCAUCCAUUAGGUCAAUAUUUCCUAACGCUGAGGUACGAGGUUGUUGGUUUCAUUCUUCCCAAGCUGUCUGGAGGAAAGUUGAAAAUAUUGGUAAGCUAUUUAAUUUACUGUAUUUAUCUGAUAAGUAUUCAAGUAUCAGCGUAUUGAGAAUUCAGAUCAUGCUAUAUACAAGUUAUAAUUAUGGAAAUGGAAUUAUAAUGUUGUUUUGA